Galleria mellonella (greater wax moth) is the source of this 3532-nucleotide messenger RNA. It is a transcript of the gene Exo70, whose product is annotated as exocyst complex component 7. The transcript is spliced from 17 exons. Gene Ontology annotation, molecular function: phosphatidylinositol-4,5-bisphosphate binding. Gene Ontology annotation, cellular component: exocyst. Gene Ontology annotation, biological process: exocytosis. NCBI's taxonomy places the organism in Eukaryota, Metazoa, Arthropoda, Insecta, Lepidoptera, Pyralidae. The record is from RefSeq and is a predicted model, not a curated record. The coding region runs from base 210 to 2267 and encodes 685 amino acids.
UGUCAAGUACUGUAGUAAGUAGGUGGAUCCAAACUGGAUAAACAAAAAUAAAAUAAAUGGAAAUUAGUUAUUUUUUAUAAAAAAAAAUAUUUUAUAUUUUUCAAGCCGUGGAUUAGUUGUAUACUUUUUUAUAUUUUCGGGACAAUAUCUCGUUUAACUUAAAACCCUGUCAUCACAGGAGUGAUAUAAUUUGUAAUAGAUCCAGAAACAUGAUUGCUAUUGAAAAGAAAUUCGAAAUAGAGAUGAAAUUAAAAAAGGAGAUGAGUAAUAUCCAGGAGCUAAAAGCAGCUGCCAGCCGUAGUUCGUCACUGGCAAAUGAUGUGUGUAACGUGUUGGGUGCCUGCGAGCAAAGGCUGCAACAGCUGGAGACCGCUGUGCUACCUCUGUACGGGGAUACAGCAAGGUUGCAGCAUAUACAUCAAAAUAUGGAACGAACAGCAAAGGCCUUGGACCAUGUAAUCAGCUACUAUAUGGUGUCAAGGGAGUUAGCUGACCUCAUACAAGGUGGACCCCACACAACUAGUAUUGAAGCAUUGAACAUUUAUUUGGAAGCUUUGGAUAAAUUGGCAGAGGCACAAAAUUACUUCAACAAAAACAAUCCUCAGAGUGUGGAGCUUGAAAAUAUUAAUCAAUUAUAUAACAUUGGAGUUACCAAGUUAGAGAAUGCUUUCGAGGAGCUCCUCAGUCGUCACACGAGACCUCUGGCGCCGACAACGCUGAUGGACAUGAUAGCUCUGGAGGAAGACUCGAGCGCGGACAGCGUGAGCGUGGGCGCGAGCGGCAGCGGCGUGGGCGCGGAGGCGGCGCGCGAGUGGCUGGCGGCGGCCGCGAGCUGGCUCGGCGCCGCCGGCCGGCCGCCCGCCGCCGCGCUGCUGCGCCUGCGCGCGCCCGCCGCCCGCGCCUCGCUGCAGGCCUUCAAGGACUACCUGCGCUCGCGCUCCAUGGCCGCCUCGCCGCUCAUGAGAGCUAAGAACAUGCUUCAUCGCUCAGACAGCGCCACAAAGAAAACGAGCAAAAUUCAGAAAGUUCUGGAGAAGCGCGCCAACAAGAUAAUGAUGAAGGCAUCCCAGACGCUGGAGCAGUCCACUGGACUGGCGAUUGGCUCGAGGCGCUCUAUGAACGAUUCUUACACGGAGGAGAGUAACGAGACGCUGGACGAGUACGAGGCGGAGGUGGCGGGCACGGUGGCGGCGGCGCUGGUGCGGCUGGCUCGCCACGAACAGCGCCAGCUGCUGGGGCUCGUGCCGCUGCAGCGCCUGCCCGCGCUGCUCUCGCAGGUCCUCAAGGACUGCUUCCAGAUUCUCGCCAACGAUGUCGACCGUGCGCUGGGCCGCGUGCGGCGCGGCGCGGCUCGCGGCGGCGGCGGCGGCGGCGGCGGCGCGGGCUGGGCGCUGCUGGCGCGGCUGCGGCGCCUGCAGCCCGACCUCGAGCGCGCGCUCGCGCCCGCCUCGCCCGCGCCCUACGCCGCGCUGCUCGCCUCCUGCCAGGCGCAGUGCCUGCGGUCGCUGGAGGAGUGGGUGGAGGGCGUGCGGGCGUGCGGCGCGGCGGGCGCGGUGGACGGCACCGUGCACCAGCUCGCCGCCGCCGCGCUCGCGCACCUGCACGCGCUCGCGGCGCACAAGCACACCAUAGGCCCGGCGCUGGCGACGGACCCGGCAUACAACCGCGGGGGGGCGCUGCAGGCGCGGGAUCCACACGCCGCAAUGCUCGCGCUCUACAUGCGUAAAGUCCUGGCUCAGCUAAAUCUAGCGCUGCGCAACAAGAGCGAGCAGUAUCCAGAUGCUUUGAAAGCCAUAUUCCUGUUGAACAACACACUGUAUUUAUUGCAGGGUCUCCAACGUGACGGCCUGUUGGACGUGCUCAUGCUGGCGGAGCCCGAGUGCGAGGCCAACUACCGCGACAUGAUACAGGAGUACAAGAACGCUUACUUGCAGAGUUGGAAUAAACUGCUUCAGCACACAGUAUUGGACGAGCCGCUGCCGGCGAAACUGAGGGACAAGGAUCGUCAGAUGCUGAAGGACAAGUUCGCGGCAUUCAACCGCGAGUGGGAGGAGGCGUGCCGCUCGCAGCGCGGCUACAGCGUGCCGGACGCGGAACUACGCGAGGCGUUGAAGCGCGACAACAAGCAGGCGCUGCUGCCGCCCUACACCGCCUUCUGGGACGCCUGCGCACCGCUGCCCUUCUCCAAGAACCCCGACAAGUACCUCAAGUACAGCCCCGUGCAGAUCGCCACGCAGCUGGACGGGUACUUCGACGAAGCUGCCUAGUAGUUGAUAUAUUAUUAUACAUCAUUAUAGAUCAGCAGUCGUCAUCGUCAAGUCAUUUAUCAACUGGUCAAUACACGAUAAAUGGAAUCCCAAAUCCUAUUUUGCAACUCUAAAGAUCAGUUGAGUUCGCCAAUGGACAAGUUGGGUUGGUAGUUGAUGGGCAAAUAAAGUGCAGACUCUGUUUUAUUAAAAAGUGCAGAAUAACUCUUGUAAAAAUAUUUAAAAUUACUUAUAAUAAUUGUUUAUUGUAAUUUUUUUAUUGUACAUACUUUACAUUGGACAUUUAGAAGAUUUAACAGACAGUGGCGCACUUAUCCCAUAGAGGGGAUCUCUUAGAGUCAAACUUCAACAAGCUGAAAGAAAACUAUAGAAUGUUUGAGUGAUUGCUAUGGGAAGUGGAAACGAGUUGAAACUGCAUCUUGUACUCUUUGGAGCCACUGGUUUUUUUUUAAUGAUAGUGGAAUGGUAAUCCCGCCUGCGCUUACGCAAAAGGCAAGUCAGUUAGCCCAUCGUGAUGAGUACACUUGGAAUUUAGCACGAUGGUUUCCAGUGGGGACCACGGGGAGGUCGACCUGUUAUGGUAUAUUUUUAGCAAUGCGACUGAUAAUUCGCAUUACUACCAAUCCCUUCCCCCCUUGGAGCCAGUGGUCUUACCAGUUUUAUUUGGUAGGUAGUUACUGAAAAAACUAGUUUUUACGCGCGACUUUGUUCGUGUAACCGGUACAGAAAAAAAAUCAUAUCCCUCUUGUUUAUAAGUGGUUUAUCGCGCGGUUUCACAUUGUUACACUUUUCCAUUACAUCUUAUAUCGGUAAUUUAUAUAUAUUAGCAUAUAGGGGAUAUUAUGGGCGAAACAGUAUACUCUGGUACAUAGUACUGUUCAUGUCUAUAAGCGAAGGUUACCACUUUCCAUCAGGUGGGUCGUCAGCUUAUUUGCCAUUUUAAGUUGCAUAAAAAUAAUCUCCUAUCCUACCCCCAACGAUGAACUAAUCCACCAUUUGUUCCCCAACCUAUACAUCCUACUCAUAUCCUAUGUAACUCGAUAACUGCGAGCAUAUCUCAUUAGAGCAUCCAUUUUCGUCAUCGGGAAACUCCAAUAAUUAAAAAAAAAAGCCUGCAUAUAACUAUUACUAAAAUAUUAUAAAAGCAUGAGGGGUACCAUGGGCGUUCUCUGUUAUGUCUAUGGUACUGCUCAUGUCUAUAGGCGACGGUUACCACUUUCCAUCAGGUGGGCCGUCAGCUUGUUUGACAUUCCAAAUUGCAUAUA